This is a messenger RNA of Cryptomeria japonica (Japanese cedar), 578 nucleotides long. Its product is annotated as LOB domain-containing protein 1-like. Lineage: Eukaryota; Viridiplantae; Streptophyta; Pinopsida; Cupressales; Cupressaceae. The record is from RefSeq and is a predicted model, not a curated record. Bases 11 to 487 code for a protein of 158 amino acids. The transcript is spliced from 2 exons.
GGCAAGCAGAAUGAAUGUACCCUGCGGGGCUUGUAGAGCGCAGCGCAAGAAAUGCUCAGAGGGAUGUCUUUUGGCUCCACAUUUUCCUCCCGAUGAUCCAGUUAAAUUUGCCAUUGUCCACAAAGUUUUUGGAACCAGAAAUAUCAUCAAAUUGCUUCAACUGGUGGAAGCUGACCAAAGAGGAGAUACAGUAAGUAGCAUGCUGUAUGAAGCGAGUGCAAGGCUGAACGAUCCCAUUUAUGGCUGCACAGCUGAAGUCUAUCAACUGCAGAAGGAAAUUGCUCAGCUGGAAUCCCAAUUGGUAACCACAAUGUUAGAGCUAAACCAAAUGCGGUCUGAGUAUGGUAAGCUUGUAUUUCUCCUGGGCACUGGCUCUCUUGAUGGUCAACUUGUAUAUCCAACAGAUGCCAUAUCACCACCAGGAGAAUAUAUCAUGUAUGAGGAAGUGGAUCCCUUGCUUUCAUGGGGUCCGCUAUGGGAACUAUAGAAUUGUCAGAAUCAAUUGAUUAAGGUGCACUUUGAAUACAAUGCAAACUCUAGUAUAUAUUCCUUACUACUUGAUAGAUUAUAUAAUCUAU